UCUGACCGGCGUGCGGCGCUCUGGAGCGCCGGCUCCGCGACCCGUCCUGACACGGCCGCCGCCCGGCUGCUAUGACGCUUGCCCCAAGGUCGCGCAGAUCAAUGCCUCGCCCGGCGAGCAGCGUCAGAAAUCACCGGACAUGGAGUGGGCACAGCAUCAGCACUGGCUGCCUAUUGGGCGAAGCACAAUCAAAUAUCACGUGAUCCAUGAGGUGCCCGAGAACCCAGCGCAGGAGCCAAACGGAGAGAGACAUGGCGCGCCAUCCCCUGACAGUCCAGGUGAAAUAGAGCACACCACUUCCCUUAAACAGCUCCCGGAAGCGGCCUCCGAAGCAUGCGCCAAGAAACCAGCCGACCACUGGACCUGCUGUGACCCAUCGCAAGCUGGACUGCUCUUAGCCUUCGGCUCAGGGUUUUUCGGCGCCACCUGCUUACUCCUCAUCCAGUUGCUAGACCACUUUGACCCGGCCGAACUGGCGGCAUUCCGUUUCGUCGGCUUCUUCGUGCCGAGCCUGGUGGCGGCGUUGCGUUCGGGGCAUGACCUGUUCCCUGCGGGUCGGCGCUGCCUGCUACUCCUGCGCGCCCUGCUUGGCACCGCCGGCAUUGUCUUCAAGUUCUACGCCCUGCGACACAUGUCGUUGGCGGACGCCAGCGUCAUCCUCGUCAGCGUGCCGGUGUUCGUGGCCAUGUUCGCGCGCUGCUUCCUGCGCGAGCCGUGCGGCUGGCUGCACGUGGCCACGAUCGGGGUCACGAUGGUCGGCAUGGUGCUGAUCGUGCGGCCGCCGGUGCUGUUCGGCACCGACACGUCGCAGACGGAUGUCAGCAUCCUCGGCGCGGCGCUGGCCCUCACAGGCGCGCUGUUAAUCGCCAGCAAGUACGUGGUGGUACGCAUGCUGAAGGGCGUGCCACCGACCGUCAUCAUGACCUGCUUCUCGGGCGUGGCGACGCCGCUGGUGUUUGGCUUGUGCCUGGCAGUGGCACAGCUCAAGAUACCGCGCUCGCUGCCCGAGGCGGCCAUGCUUCUGACGUUCGUCGCCUCCAGCUUUCUGAGUCAGCUGUGCCUGACGUGCGCUUCCCUCGCCGAAGAGGCCGGUCUCGUGGCCACUGUACGUACCGUUUGCGAGGUGGUUUUCGCCGUCUGCUGGCAGUUUGUGCUGUUUGCUAAGGUGCCCGGCCCACUGACGGCCACCGGCAUGGUGCUCGUCAUCACUUCGGUAGUGCUCGUCGGGCUGAAGAAGUGGGUGGCCUCGCUGACCGAGGAGUCCAGCGUGCGCCAGCGGCUGUCCUGGCUCGUGUAGCCAAUGCCCUUAUGGGAACAGAAUGUGGGAAUUUGGUUAGGUAGAUUGCAGAACGCACAAAAUAUGGAAAGCUGACAUUGAAAGAUAUAACAUAAAGAUUGCGCGCUGAUCUUUGUGAGCAUAGCUUUGCGUUUGUGUUGAUUGCUUUUGCACACGUUUCUUUGCUUUUACGCUAAGCGGGCUUCAGCCCGUCCCAAAAACCCACAAGCUAUCUUGAGAAUCAGGCACAUGCAUGAUCAGGAAUGACGACACCAAGUGUGUGGCCGGCAGCUGUCGCUGCCGGGCGGUACUAAGUUGUAAUCGACACCUGCGGUAGCAUGUUGCGUGUGAUUAGUGUCGUGUGCGCCGCGCUGCGUAGGGCAUGCAACGGAAUUCCUCGUGAGUGGCUUGGAAAGGCAAGACUCUGCCCCUUUGGCUAACUGACAAGUCGCGGUAAUGAAUACGUGGUGCUAUACUCAGCGACGAAAAUGUUUUUUGCAAAAGCAUAUAAAUUUUCGCCAUGUGCGUAUUUGACACGUGUUUCGGAUAAUCAGCGCAAGACGCAAGGGUCAUCAAAAACGUGCGUAUGACACACAUCACUCAGCGAGUGUUUCCUCCCUUGCUACUUUGUGCGCAUCUUCAUGGCUGAAAUGAUCAAUUGCGAGCAGCCUCGUUAGAAUACGCCCAUAUUGAUCACAAUGAACAGGGAUGUACCAAAAAUGUUCGAUACCAAAACAAAUGUUUGAUGUCUGCAUGUUCUUAUUAUGGCAAUAGCCGUGUUCACAAAGAAUUACUUGCACAUUUUUUGAAACAUCUGUUGGAAUAUUUUGGCGUUUUUUCUAACCAAACUGCUUUUCCAAGGCGUUUUGGCUAAAAAUGUGUUGCAGAGAUUCCACAUGUUUCUAUGGACGCAUAAUUUGAUAUAAGUGCGAUUAGCUUGUUAGAAAAGAGAUCGUGCCCUUAUGAGAAGGCAUGAUGCCAGAUCUCUUCACACCGAAACUUCUCAAAACAUUAAAAAAAAAACAUUCGGUGGCAUCUCUGACGCAGACACGAUAACACAAACUCCUAUAGCAUUGUAUCGUCCUUGUUCGCAGGUAAACAGUGCUUAUAGGACUUGCUUACAGUACUUAAAGAGCUUGCUUACAGUAUUUACAGAGCUUGCUCGCAGUGCGUAAAGGGCUUACAGAGCUCACGUACCUUAACAUGACUCAAGAUGAAUAUCCCUAAAUGAAAUGAUCCUCAAAGCCCGCCUUGCUCCUCAUAGCACCAAUAACAAUAAUGAUGCGGCAGCCGAUAUCCAACGCCUUUAACCGAUUCAGAUUACUGAUUUCCAGGUCUAGGAUUUUCCAAGAAUUCGGGUGAACUUAAGGCAUGGGCUGCACACAGGUUUGUAAAGAGUGUUGUCUGAUAUGAAAAUGAUUAUUCCUAACUGGCCGCAUGUGGUUUACCUACUACAUGUUAACGGAAUCGCUUGCAAAAAACAUUUUUCUUGCCAGAGUUUACGGUGGCUACUAAAACUUAAAAGAAACAUUAAAAACUCCUUAACAACCUUCCAGUGCAUUAAUCCAUCGUGAAAACGGCUUAUGUCGGUAUGGUGGUGAUGUAUGAUGGUGUAUCUUGACGGUGAUAUGUGCUGGAUUGCCUUGGUGGUGACACAUGGUGAUAUUUAUGGGUGAUAGUAC
Pollicipes pollicipes is the source of this 2958-nucleotide messenger RNA. Its product is annotated as solute carrier family 35 member G1. The record is from RefSeq and is a predicted model, not a curated record. The transcript has 2 exons. Lineage: Eukaryota; Metazoa; Arthropoda; Thecostraca; Pollicipedomorpha; Pollicipedidae. Gene Ontology annotation, cellular component: membrane. The coding region runs from base 140 to 1297 and encodes 385 amino acids.